Molecule: messenger RNA, 3353 nt
Organism: Oenanthe melanoleuca
Lineage: Eukaryota; Metazoa; Chordata; Aves; Passeriformes; Muscicapidae
Gene: IKBKE
Product: inhibitor of nuclear factor kappa B kinase subunit epsilon
Exons: 20
Coding region: 900-3053 (717 amino acids)
Biological process (GO): peptidyl-serine phosphorylation
Cellular component (GO): cytoplasm
Molecular function (GO): protein serine/threonine kinase activity; ATP binding
Source: RefSeq, a predicted model, not a curated record
CAGCCCCGGCAGGUCCGGGCCGGGCGGGUCCUGGCGGCGCUGGGGGCUCGCUCCGUGUUCGGGGGGCUCGGUCCGUGUUCCCGGGGCUCGGUCCGUGUUCCCAGGGCUCGGUCCGUGUUCCCAGGGCUCGCUCCGUGUUCGGGGGGCUGGUCCGUGCUCGGGGGGCUCGGUCCGUGUUCCCAGGGCUCGGUCCGUGUUCCCGGGGCUCGGUCCGUGCUCGGGGGGCUCGGUCCGUGUUCCCGGGGCUCGGUCCGUGUUCCCAGGGCUCGGUCCGUGCUCGGGGGGCUCGGUCCGUGUUCCCGGGGCUCGGUCCGUGCUCGGGGGGCUCGGUCUGUGCUCGGGGCUCGGUCCGUGCUCCCAGGGCUCGGUCCGUGUUCCCAGGGCUCGGUCCGUGUUCCCGGGGCUCGGUCCGUGCUCCAGGGCUCGGUCCGUGCUCCCAGGGCUCGGUCCGUGUUCCCGGGGCUCGGUCCGUGCUCCAGGGCUCGGUCCGUGCUCCAGGGCUCGGUCCGUGCUCGGGGCUCGGUCUGUGCUCGGGGGGCUCGGUCCGUGUUCCCAGGGCUCGGUCCGUGUUCCCGGGGCUCGGUCCGUGCUCCAGGGCUCGGUCCGUGCUCCAGGGCUCGGUCCGUGCUCCAGGGCUCGGUCUGUGCUCGGAGCUCGGUCCGUGUUCCCAGGGCUCGGUCCGUGUUCCCAGGGCUCGCUCCGUGCUCCAGGGCUCGCUCCGUGCUCGAGGGGCUCGGUCCGUGCUCGGGGGGCUCGGUCCGUGUUUCCGGGGCUCCCUCCGUGCUCGGGGGGUUCGGUCCGUGCCCUUGGCCCCCGGGAGGGUUCCCUGGGCUCGGAGCUCUGAAGGCUGCGCUCGCUGGGCAGCGCACCCCGGGCUGAGCCCCGCGCUCCCCCCGGCCAUGCAGAGCACCCCCAACUACCUGUGGAGCACCGAGGACCUGCUGGGCCAGGGGGCCACGGCCUCUGUCUACAAAGCUCGCAACAAGAAAUCGGGGGAGCUGGUUGCCGUGAAGGUCUUUAACAAUGCCAGCUACCUGCGGCCGCAGGAGGUGCAGAUGAGAGAGUUCGAGAUGCUGCGGAAGCUGAAUCACAAAAACAUCGUCAAAUUAUUUGCCGUGGAGGAGACAGGCAGCAGCAAGCAGAAGGUGCUGGUGAUGGAGUAUUGCUCCAGCGGCAGCCUGCUGAGCGUGCUGGAAGACCCAGCCAACGCCUUUGGCCUGGCUGAGUCCGAGUUCCUCAUCGUGCUGCAGUGCGUGGUGGCAGGGAUGAACCACCUGCGAGAGAACGGCGUGGUGCACAGGGACAUCAAACCCGGCAACAUCAUGCGGCUGGUGGGGGAGGACGGGCAGAGCAUCUACAAACUGACGGAUUUCGGGGCCGCACGGGAGCUGGAGGACCAUGAGAAGUUUGUGUCUGUCUAUGGGACAGAGGAGUACCUGCACCCCGACGUGUACGAGCGAGCCGUGCUGCGCAAGCCCCAGCAGAAAGUGUUUGGGGUCACCGUGGACCUCUGGAGCAUCGGGGUCACCUUCUACCACGCUGCCACCGGCAGCCUCCCCUUCCUGCCCUUCGGGGGGCCCCGCAGGAACAAGGAGAUCAUGUACAAAAUCACCACGGAGAAGCCUCCUGGGGCCAUUGCAGGGAUCCAGAGGCAGGAGAACGGGAACAUCGAGUGGAGCUACGAGCUGCCCAUCACCUGCCGCCUCUCUGUGGGGCUGAAGGACCAGCUGAUCCCCAUCUUGGCCAAUAUCCUGGAGGUGGAUCAGGAGAAGUGCUGGGGAUUCGACCAGUUUUUUGCAGGAACCAACGACAUUUUGCACAGGAUGGUGGUGGACGUGUUCUCCCUGCAGCAGGCGUCCUCCCACCGCAUCUACAUCCACUCCUACAACACUACCACCAAGUUUUUAGAUGCCGUCUUCAAACAGACAAAUAUUGUCCCUCACCAUCAAGAAUAUUUCUUUGAAGGACACCUGUACGAGCUGGAUCCCAAUCUACAAGCUCAUAAUUUCUGCAAAACCACAGAGAGCAGCCCCCUGACUUUGCUGAGCACCUCAGAGCAGCCCGAGGACGUGGUGGGGGUCCAGUACAGAGACCCGGCGCUGGAGUUCCCCAAGCUGGUGCCCAGGGUGGAUGUGGUGGCCGAUUGCAGCGCAGCCAAGAGUGCCGUGGGUGCUGCUCACCAGACGCUGCGCCUGGGGCAGAGGCUGCGCAGGGGCCGGGAGCUGCUGGCCAGGGGCCUGCACUGGCUGAUAGGGAACCUGAGGACAGAGUGCUCCAGGAUUCUGGAGCAGAGGAGGGGGGCUCACUCCGUGCUCGCCUGCCUGCAGCUCACCCAGGGCAGGACACACCUGCUGUACGAGGCUGCUCCUGCAGGCAGCAGGGGCCCAGCUGGGGUGGAUGUGCUGAGGACAAGGCUGCAGAGGGUGGAGGAGGAGCUCUCCCAGUGCUCCCACAGCAUCUUCGACUUCCAGGGGGCACUGGAUGGGAUUUUGGCUGAGCUGGUGAAGGACAGGCAGCAAGUGCAUGAAGACAAAAGCAUCCAGCAGAUCGAGUGCUGCCUGCAGAAGAUGCAGGUGAUCUACAAGCAGUUCAAGAAGGCCAGGACGUGUCUGAGGCUGGGCUACAACGAGGAACAAAUCCACAAGCUGGACAAGCUGCAUUUGGGGAACCUGGCCAGGAGGGUUCUGUCCAUUUUCCAGAACGACUGUGUCCAGCAGUACCAGGAGGCCCUGGCCCUGCACAGCAGCAGGAUGAGGAAAGUUUGUGAGAUAAAGAGGCACCUGAAGAGGCUCAGCAACCGCAUCAGCAGCUGCAGUGUGGAGAUGAUGGAGUGCCAGGAGUGCCUGCAGGCUGCUCUGGACAGGCUUCUCCAGCCAGAGAAAUGGGAUUUGGCCCCAGCUCCCCCCGAGCCUCCCCCCGUCCCCCUGGGCCAGGAGAUGGCUCUGAGGAUGCAGGAGCUGCUGGAGCAGUUGAGGUCGGUCUCCUGUGAUCUCCAGCUCAACAACAGCAUCAUCGAGCGGUUGGGUGGGGCUGCUCCCACUCCCCCAGUCUGAGGGACAUGGUGAAGGUGCAGCUGCUGAAGCAAAACCAGUUCCCAGCACAGGGAAUUCACAGUGCCUGGAGCAGCAGAGCCAUCGAUUUCCAUGCCCUGGGAGCUCCCUGUGUGCUCCUACCUCUGAGCUCCAGCCCUUGGCACCUUCACCCCACCAGCCCCCAGUGCCCUGCACCUCUGGGAGUUUGGCCAGAAAAUCGAGUGGGUUUUAUCUUUUUCUUUGUAAAAAUGCUUGAAGGACUUGGUGUUUUUAUGGUUUCUCUGAAUCACUGUGUCAGAUGAGGAAGAAGAAGACGUUUCA